Molecule: messenger RNA, 2800 nt
Organism: Aureobasidium subglaciale EXF-2481
Lineage: Eukaryota; Fungi; Ascomycota; Dothideomycetes; Dothideales; Saccotheciaceae
Exons: 2
Coding region: 1-2688 (895 amino acids)
Biological process (GO): regulation of DNA-templated transcription; chromatin remodeling
Cellular component (GO): chromatin; nucleus
Source: RefSeq, a predicted model, not a curated record
AUGUCAUCAGAAACAGGACUACAACCGGAGAUGGCAAACGUCGACCGACCCAAUGAAGACGUGCCCGUCGCCGCUGAACAAAGUGAUGAUCUGUUUGGCGAGGAACCUAACGGAGAGUCCGUCGACGAUGUCGCCAAGGCACCCGCCAUCGACGGCCUCGACGAUGUUGCUGCCUCGAAGCCGGCGCCGAUCGCCACGGAUCUUUCUGAAAACGGCCCCCCGACUCCCGCUGACUCACAAACCGUCGAUCCUCAAUCCAGCUCAGACGCCGCUCAAGUGACAGAACAAUCUUCUGGCAUUGAAGGCGUUGCUGAAUUCAUUCCUGCUGACGCGAACCUCAAUCAGCCCCUCGUCUCACCAUCAGAACCGCUCGGUGACGGCGAAGCGCACAUCACUAAGGAUACUGAGAUCACUGACGCGCCUUCGCUCGCACCUGCACCCGAGACCGUCACUACCAUUGCGCCCGAAACCCAAGGUGACGAAGAGUCAAAGUCUGCUGGUACUGACAGUGUUGUUAACACCGGCCCCAACUCAGAUCAACCUGCAGCCUCAGAUCUUCUAGACAGUGUUGCUAACCAGUCAAAACAAGACGACACAAGACCUGGAGUAGAGCAAAAUUCCACUUCGUCAGAUCUUCCCGUUAGUGCUGCUUUAGCAUCAAAAGCCCCUGCCAUGGAUGUAUCCGCCGCUCAGGCAUCUGCCACACUCCCGGUCGACACAUCUAUCGACCAGGAGAUGUCGGACGCGCCUUCUGCUGGAACUGUCCGCGCACGCGAAGAAGAGGAUGAUGGAGCUAGCGAACCCUCGGCAAAGCGCGCAAAGACCGGAGACGAUGUCAAUGGAGAAGCGCAAGCCGAGUUCAAGGAUCUAGGAGCUUCGAAAAUGGCCCAACCAGCACCUGCCACUUCGAAUGGUGGGACUAACGGUAUUGCCGUCAGCGUUGUCCGCCCUCAAAACACACCUCGCAUCAGUUCUGGCCCUAUCACUAAGAAUCAAAAGGCCUUCUUGAUCGAGAAGAUGAAGAAUACCAAGAAAGUCAAGUCGGCCUUCUGGUUCACAAAGCCCGUCGACUAUGUUAGCAUGAACAUCCCUCAUUACCCUACCAUCGUCAAACAGCCCAUGGAUCUUACCACAAUCGAGCACAAACUCAAGACUGAUCAGUAUGCGUCGGUGGAUGAUCUUGUGUCCGACUUUGAGCUCAUGGUCACCAACUGCUUCACCUUCAACGGCAUUAACCAUGCCGCUUCGGUCUCAGCGCAGAACCUCAGGGCCUAUUUCAUGAAGCAAAUGCAAAUGUGCCCGACUGGUGAAGCUGCACUGGUCAAGCCCAAGCACGUCGCUCAGAAGCCGUUGCCAAAGCCAACUGCAGUACCCCGACCCGAGCCGGUAAAGCCCGCUGCGCCUGUCAAGUCUCCUGCGAACGAAACUUUUGCCUUGUUGCCCGAUGGAACACCUAUGAUUCGCAGAGAUUCGACUGCCGGCAGACCCAAGCGUGCAGUCAUUCCUCCUGCUCCGCGCGAUCUUCCUUACUCUACAUCCAAGCCCAAGAGGAAGGAAGCCCAAACCGGUUUGAAGUUUUGCGAUCACAUCUUGGAGGAAUUCCGCAAGUCCAAGUAUGAUCGCUUCGCUGCUCCUUUCCGUAUUCCUGUUGACCCUGUCGCACUCAACAUCCCCAACUACUUCAGCGUCAUCAAGACCCCUAUGGACAUCUCCACGAUCACACAGAAGCUCAAGGGUGGACAGUAUGCAUCCGCAGAAGAGUUCAGAAAUGACUUUGAGUUGAUGUUCACCAACUGCUUCCGCUUCAACCCUCCUGACAACAUCGUGCAUCAGAUGGGCAAGGACUUUCAGGCCGAGUUCCACAAGGAAUGGUCCAAGAAGGACAGCUGGAUCAAGAGACACACGCCUCAAUCUCAACGCGCUAGUCCCGUGUCAGAUGCAAGCGAUGAUGAAGAAUCCGACGAGGCACCUGACGGAGACGAUGAGCACGACAACAAUGAAGCUACCAUCACAUUGCUCAGAGAACAACUGGCCGCCAUGCAAAACAUGGUUGCUUCGAUCUCUGGUGGCAAACGUGCAUCUCCCAAAGCUUCUAGCAGCAAGAAGAAGAGCAAAAGCAGCAGCGGCGCCAUCAGCAAGCCCAGCAAGAAAUCAGCCGGAAGUUCUAUCGUUUCUCGCCCUACCAUCAAGACGGGCUCCAAGCCUAAGAAGCAGCGUCUGGUGACCUAUGACGAGAAACAGGAGAUUAGUAGUGCCACAGAGCACAUGAGUGCUGAGCAGGUGGAGAGACUGACCAACAUCAUCACUGAGAAUGUCGCCAAAUACAAGGACAUGGCUGGUGACGAUGUUGAACUUGAAAUCGACGAUUUGCCUAACGAGGUGCAGCACAAGCUUCUCCGUUACGUGCGUACCAUCUUCCCUAAGGCCGAGCCUGUCGAGAUGGAUGCAAACGCCAUCGACGAUGAUUACGAACCUGAGAAGCCGUCAGCGCGUUCCGGCGGAGCCGCAAAGAAGAAGCACAAGCCCAUGAAGAAGCACGAGCAAGAAGAUCGCAUCAGACAACUCAAGGAGCAGAUGGCUUCCAUGUCUGGUGAUGUCGACUCUGUUAGCAAUGGUGCAGCACCUUCAGCUCAGCGUCGCGCCGACAGCAGCGAUGAUGAUGACAGCGAGAGCAGCGAGGAAGAGUGAAUCCACCCUUCUGACCAUGCUCAUCACUCGAGUCGGACUCGAUUGCUCAGCUGCAGAGAGUAGUAGCCAACGCUUUACAUUAUUUGCGUCGGAUGAUAACGAGACCAAGGCC